Messenger RNA from Lampris incognitus (smalleye Pacific opah), 9636 nucleotides. RefSeq names its product myosin IXAa (gene myo9aa). The transcript is spliced from 42 exons. Gene Ontology annotation, cellular component: myosin complex. Gene Ontology annotation, biological process: intracellular signal transduction. Gene Ontology annotation, molecular function: ATP binding; GTPase activator activity; protein binding. The record is from RefSeq and is a predicted model, not a curated record. NCBI's taxonomy places the organism in Eukaryota, Metazoa, Chordata, Actinopteri, Lampriformes, Lampridae. Bases 386 to 8527 code for a protein of 2713 amino acids.
UCCGGACUUUUCAUCGAGCGUCACCCUGCGAGGGAAGGCUCUUUUUUUUAAAAUGAUUAUUAAACUGAUACUAAAAAUGGAGAAAACGUGCAACUUGGUCGACACUGCCAUCGGGAUUUUUGAUAGCGGCGCUUUCUAAGAGAGGAAACAAGAAACCUACUUCGUUCUAGUGGAAUACAGAGAAUUAAAGUCAUUUUGCAUCUGUGUGUCUAACGAGCGAUACCACCCCACGUCCUGAAAGCGAAGAGUCGGGGCGUCUCAGUCCUGCUGAAUAUCUACUUCAAAACUCGCGUCUCCAGUGGUGAUGUCUUGAAGCUGUGGCGCCUCCUGCCUAGUGAAGGACGUGCCAGUGUCAGGUGCUGCUAAUGGGAACUUCUCCUCCGCCAUGAGUGCUCAUGAUGGCGGUGGUGGCAUCGGUGGCAUGGGCACCCUGGGCCGGCGACAGCGCUUUGAGAACUCUGAGUUCACUGUACGCAUCUACCCAGGUGCCCUGGCCGAAGGCACCAUCUACUGCCCCGUCAGUGCCCGCAAAACCACCACAGCCGCUGAGGCCAUCGAACGUGUCAUCGAACGCCUCCGCUUGGACCGCACCAAAUGCUACGUGCUGGCCGAGGUGAAAGAGUUCGGUGGGGAGGAAUGGAUUCUCAACCCCAACGAUUGCCCUGUGCAGAGGAUGAUGCUGUGGCCCCGUGUGGCCCUCGAGCAGCGCUCCCUUUCUGGUGGGGAGGACUACCGCUUCCUCCUCAGACAGAAGAACCUUGAUGGUUCUAUCCACUAUGGUGGCAGCCUCCAGAUGUGGCUGCGGGUCACCGAGGAGCGACGACGCAUGGUGGAGCGCGGCCUGCUACCACAGCCCGAAUCCCAGGGCGAUCACGCGGACAUGUGCUGUCUGCUGGAGCUCAAUGAGCGCUCGCUGCUGGACAACUUGCGCUCACGCUUUCGCCAGGAGAGAAUCUACACCUAUGUGGGGAGCAUUCUUAUUGUCAUCAACCCCUUCAAGUUCCUGCCCAUUUACAACCCCAAGUAUGUCAAGAUGUACGAUAACCACACGUUGGGGGAGCUGGAGCCACAUAUUUAUGCGGUGGCAGAUGUGGCAUACCAUGCCAUGUUACAGAGACAGACGAAUCAGUGCAUUGUUAUAUCGGGGGAAAGUGGCUCUGGGAAAACCCAGAGCACAAACUUUCUGAUUCAUCACCUGACUGCGCUGAGCCAGAAGGGGUUUGCCAGUGGAGUUGAACAGAUCAUCUUGGGGGCUGGGCCUGUGCUGGAGGCAUUUGGGAACGCGAAAACAGCCCACAACAACAAUUCGAGUCGCUUUGGCAAGUUCAUUCAGGUCAACUAUCAGGAGAGUGGCACGGUUAGAGGAGCGUAUGUGGAGAAGUACCUCCUGGAGAAGUCCAGGCUUGUCUAUCAGGAGCACAAUGAACGAAACUACCACGUCUUUUACUACCUGCUGGCAGGAGCAAGUGAAGAUGAGAGGACAACCUUUCAUCUCAAGAAGCCUGAAGAAUAUCAUUACCUCAAUCAGGACUGCUUCACAGUAGAAGGAGAGGACCUGAAGCAUGACUUUGAGAGGCUUCAGCUGGCCAUGGAGAUGGUGGGCUUCCUUCCUUCCACACGGAAACAGAUCUUCUCCCUGCUGUCAGCCAUUCUUCACCUGGGGAACAUCCGCUACAAGAGGAAAACCUACAGGGAUGACUCCAUCGACAUCUGCAACCCAGAGGUUCUGCCCGUUGUCUCAGAGCUGCUGGAGGUCAAAGAAGAGAUGCUGUUUGAGGCUCUGACCACACGGAAGACGGUGACGGUGGGAGAGAGGCUGAUUGUGCCCUACAAACUGGCAGAGGCUGGCACUGUGCGAGACUCCAUGGCUAAGUCCCUGUACAGUGCGCUGUUUGACUGGAUUGUCUUCAGGAUAAACCAUGCCCUGCUUAACACCAAGGACCUGGAGGAGUCCACCAAGAUCCUAUCCAUCGGAGUGCUGGACAUAUUUGGCUUUGAGGACUAUGAGAACAACAGCUUUGAACAGUUCUGCAUUAACUUUGCCAACGAGCGUCUCCAGCAUUACUUCAACCAGCACAUCUUUAAGCUUGAACAGGAGGAAUACAGGGCCGAGGGCAUCAGCUGGCAUAACAUUGACUACAUUGACAACACAGGCUGCAUCCAUUUGAUCAGCAAGAAGCCUACAGCACUGCUCCACCUACUGGACGAGGAGUGCAACUUCCCCCAAGCCACCAACCAGACUUUGCUGGAUAAGUUUAAACGGCAGCAUGAGGGCAACAGCUACAUUGAGUUCCCCGCUGUAAUGGAGCCUGCCUUUAUAAUCCGACACUAUGCUGGCAAGGUCAAGUAUGGCGUCAAGGACUUCAGGGAGAAGAACACAGACCACAUGCGCCCAGACAUCGUGGCCCUACUGAAGAGCAGCAAGAAUGCCUUCAUCUGCGGGUUGAUCGGCAUCGAUCCAUCAGCCACCUUCCGCUGGGCAGUACUCCGAGCUUACUUUAGAGCCCUAGUGGCCUUCAGAGAGGCUGGGAAGAGACACACACAGAGGAAGACUGGGCAUGAUGACGCUGCUCCCUGUGCAGUUUUGAAAAGUGUGGAUAGUUUUAGCUUUCUGCAGCACCCUGUGCAUCAGAGGAGCUUAGAGAUCCUGCAGAGGUGCAAAGAGGAGAAGUACAGUGUGUCCAGAAAGAGUCCUCGUACCCCACUCUCAGACAUACAGGGCACCAAUACGCUCAACGAGAAAUCCCCAAGGGAUUCUCCAGGCCUUGGCUGGAACGGCCGUGUGGGCCGACAGAGCCGAUUGUCGUCCAGCGGCUCCAACACAGAGGAAGACGGCAUCUUUGUCAACACCACGAGCAGCAAGCUCCUGGAGAGGGCACAUGGCAUCCUCAUGCGGAACAAAAACUACAAGUCCAAGCCCUCUCUUCCAAAGCACUUACUGGACGUCAAGUCUCUAAAAUACCUCAGCAACCUGACGCUCCACGACCGCAUCACCAAGUCACUCCUUCACCUCCAUAAGAAGAAGAAACCGCCCAGUAUCAGUGCACAGUUCCAGGCCUCUCUCAAUAAGCUGAUGGAGACCCUGGGCCAGUCUGAGCCUUAUUUUGUCAAAUGUAUCCGCUCCAAUGCUGAGAAGCUGCCUUUACGGUUCAAUGACACGUUGGUGCUGAGGCAGCUACGUUAUACAGGCAUGCUGGAGACUGUUCGCAUCCGCCAGUCAGGCUACAAUAUCAAAUACAGUUUUAAGGAUUUUGUCCAUCAUUUCCGUGUACUUCUCCCGGAGGGCACCAGUGCAACCCAGGAAGGAAUCAAGAAGUGUCUGGAUCAGCUAGACCUGGGACUGGAUGGGCAUCAAGUUGGCAAAACCAUGGUGUUUUUGCGGGAGGCAGCCCGUCAGCAGCUGCAGGCCUUACUCCACGGGGAGGUCCUCAGGCUCAUCGUCACACUGCAGCGCCGCUUCAGGGCUCAGCUGGAGAGGAAGCACUUUGUCAGGAUGAGAGAAGCUGCCAUUUGCAUACAGCAAUGGUGGCGUGCACACCAGUCCAGAGAGGACAACAAUUACCUUAACAUCCAGGAGAGGGCAGCUUUGUGUCUUCAGACACACUGGCGAGGAUACAGGGAGCGUCAGAGAUUUGGGCUGUGUAGGGAGGCUGCCCUUGUGCUCCAGAGGGCAUGGAGGUUGUGGCUCUGCCGCCGACAUACUGCAGCCUUGGUUAUUCAAACAGCCUGGCGUUGCCAUCAAGCAAGAGAGGCUUACUUGCACCUGCAUGGCACUGUGGUACAACUACAGGCAGUGAGCAGAGGCUACCUGGCCAGAAAGAGCUUCAAGGAACGGAAAGAGCGGAGGCACAGGGAGAAGAAGCAAGAGCAAAAAGAGAGCUUGCCUCAGCUACAGAAUGGGCAAGCUAACCUCUCACCUGAAGAUGACGAGCAGCCACCAGAGGGAAUCAUGGGCCUGGACCUGAGCACAUGGGAAGAUCGCUCAUAUGAGGAACGGGAAAGGAGCCUUAAGAUGAUUAGCAGCCAGGAAGGGACAACUAAGGAGGCACAGCAGGAAAGCGUGGGAAAAGAAGAGGGACUAGGGUCCAACUCUAUGGAUAGUUCAUCUGGAGUGCACUCUGAAAUACCAAUGUCAGUGCUGACAGCCACCGUAGUGGUGCGAGAAAAGAGCAGAAUAUCAGACGAGCCCAGCCAGAAAACUACCAGGGCCAAGAGGGAGAGUCGGCGGAUGAGGGAGCUGGAGCAGGCCAAGUUCAGCCUGGAGCUUUUAAAGGUCCGAGCGACAGGUGGUGGGGCCUCAUCACCCUCUGAGGAGAGGCGUUGGUCAGCAGAGCUGGUGCAACCUACAACUCCUCCUUUGCAUUCACCACAGGGUACACCUGACAGCCAAAGCUCAAAGGGCAGUUUUGAGCUUCUCAGCAUGGAUGAAGAACCACCCAAGGCUACAAUGGAAGUAAUGGACGAUGAAGAUCCUGGCUCUCCUAAUGUGGUCUCAGUUUUUCCAGAGUUGGAGCCCACCGUGGAGGUGUUCUCCACAAGCCCCAAGCCAAAUGAACUGCCGGCUGCUGGGGUCUUUGACGUUGAUAUCCCCUUGGCCAGCCCAAACCAGCCUAAAAUCGAUCUUGCAGCUCCGUCUGCCACAACUCCGCCCAAAAUAGAGAACUACCUCCCUACUUUUUACGUCCCUGCCAGUGAUGGCAGCACAGUCAUCAGCCAUCGUCCUGCUAAUGAGCCUGCAAAAUGCACAGAGGCAACUCUCUCCACCACCACCAUCACCAAGCCCCUCAAAGAAAGGCGAGAGUUGACUCGACGACCUGUGGUGGUGGUCAUCAGUAUGCAGAAAGAAACCCCGCUAAGCGAAGAGCUGAGAGGGCUGGUCCGUCCCCCGGUUGAGCUUCGAGAUGAGGCAGCUCAGACAGGGGAUCUGACCCCAUCACCACAGAUGCCAGUCCCUGCACCUGUGCCUGAAGAGCCCGUCCUUGUUAGUGCCCCCGUCCCCCUGGCCAACCAGGCUAUCCUGGAGAAACUGGAGCGACUGAAUGAGGAGAAGGAGGAGAGGCAGCGCAACCAGCAGCAGCAGAAUGAAAAGGAAAUGAUGGAGCAGAUAAGGCAACAGAAGGAAGUUUUGGAGAGGCAGCGCCUUUUCUUUGCUCAGUAUGAGAGAGAAAUGUUUGAAAAGCAAAGAGGAGAGGCCUUGCACAGAAUACAACAGAGUCGACAGGGUGGGACCAGCACAGGACAAGAUGUCUCUGGAAGCACUGCCUUCAAUACAGCCUUCAGACCCAGCUCGCUGCUCAUUGAGAGACCACCAGGAAUCGCUCCACAUACCAGGACCCAGUCAGAGUCUGCAGACCCAUCAGAGCUUUCUACCUCUGGGGUAGAUAUCCAGGGUACUGCCCCACAGCCCUGGCUGCCUCCUCCAUCCUCCUCCACCCCGAGAGAGAGACGUAAGGAGCGCAGGCCUGUGGCUGAUGGCUGGGCACCCAAACUUACCUUGGAGUCCAGAGAUGGCGGAGGUACCAGAAUUAGGGCUCCCACCAGGAAGGCACCAACAAAUCAAGGCACCACAAUUAAUAUGACUGACAAGCCGGGGAACAUCUUCUUUUCACCAAAGGACAGAGUAACAUUUACCAAGUUUGACAAAGAUGCUGUUACUCAAGAGGACCCUUUAUCCAGCCCCAAAGAGGGACCUCCAUCAGUCUCCAAGCCCUCUAAAGGGCUAAAGCCACGGGAGGUCAGUGAAGGAAGUGUUCAAGGUCGUAACCGUUUUGCAUGUGCUGUUAUCGCUUCUGUUAAACUCCAGGCUGGGAGAGCAGGUCAUAAAAAGAAAGCCCGAAUGGCACGGACCCGCUCCGACUUUCUCACCCGUGCCCCCAUCCUGUCAGUUGGGGGCGAGUCUGAUGAGGAUGACUAUGGCGACGAUACGACCCUCACCCCCCGCCAUUAUACUCUACCCCUCUCCAAACAGAGCUGCGAGGCGGGUUUAGGAGAAUCCUGUUUCAGUGACUCUGAAAUGACUGUCAGCUCUGAGGAGCAAAAGAAGAUGCACAAAGCUAUGUCGUCGGGAGAUUUGGGCAAAGUGGACACACUACGCAAGAACACGCAAGACGGAAGAGUUCGUGGUAGGAUGCGCUUUUGGGGCAAGACUAAGCAUGGAGAGAAGAAGGUAUCCAGAGAUAAGCUAAUCUGUGGAGUCGAUUCCCUAGAUGGAGAAUACGCAGACACUGGGCCACUGUUGGGAGAAGGUCAGGAAUCCCUAUCUCCCCCUUGCAGCCCAGACCUGUCAGCUGAGCGGGGGUCCAGGGAGUCUAAGGAGAACAAGGAGCCCUCCCCCAAGGUGAGGCGGAGGCGCAGUGUGAAGAUCAGCAGUGUGGCUCUGGAACCCACCCAGUGGCAGAACGACGCACUGCAGAUCCUCACCUGCACCAAUGACUACAGGAGCAUGAACGACUUCCUCAUGAAGAAGAUUAAUGACUUGGACACAGAGGACGGUAAAAAGGACACGAUGGUGGAUGUCGUCUUCAAGAAGGCAUUGAAGGAAUUCCGCCUAAAUAUCUUCAAUUCUUACUCCACGGCACUAGCGAUGGAUGAUGGGAAGAGUAUCCGUUACAAGGACCUUUAUGCUCUGUUUGAGCACAUCCUGGAGAAGACAAUGAGACAGGAACAGAGGGACUGGAGCGAGUCGCCUGUCAAAGUGUGGGUCAACACCUUCAAGGUCUUCCUGGAUGAGUUUAUGACUGAGUACAAGCCCAUGGACAGCACGCUCAGCAAGCAGGUACCCAAACCCGAACGCAAAAAGAGGAGGAAAAAGGACACUGAUAUUGUGGAGGAGCAUAAUGGCCACAUCUUCAAGUCUACUCAGUAUAGCAUCCCUACAUACUGUGAAUACUGUUCUUCACUUAUCUGGAUGAUGGACCGCGCUUGUGUCUGCAAACUGUGUCGGUACGCCUGCCACAGAAAAUGUUGCCAGAAGAUGACAACGAAAUGCAGUAAGAAGUUUGAUCCAGAGCUUUCCUCCAGACAGUUUGGGGUAGAGGUUUCUCGUCUCACCAAUGAUGAGAGGACGGUCCCCUUAGUGGUAGAGAAGCUUAUCAACUACAUUGAGAUGCAUGGCCUCUAUACUGAAGGAAUCUACCGGAAAUCUGGCUCCACCAAUAAGAUUAAGGAACUCAAGCAGGGACUUGACACGGAUGUGGACAACAUGAAUCUGGAUGACUACAACAUCCAUGUCAUUGCAAGUGUCUUUAAACAGUGGCUUAGAGAUCUGCCUAAUCCUCUGAUGACAUUUGAGCUGUAUGAAGAAUUCCUACGUGCCAUGGGUUUGCAGGAUAAAAAGGAAGUGAUUAGAGGAGUGUACUCUGUUAUUGACCAGUUGAGCAGAACUCACCUAAACACUCUGGAACGGCUUAUAUUCCAUCUUGUCAGGAUUGCCUUGCAAGAGGAGACCAACCGUAUGUCAGCCAAUGCCUUGGCCAUAGUGUUUGCCCCCUGCAUCCUGCGCUGUCCUGAUACCAUUGAUCCACUGCAGAGUGUCCAGGACAUUGGCAAGACAACAGCGUGUGUGGAGCUCAUCAUUGUUGAACAGAUGAAUAAAUACAAGGCCAGGUUAAAGGAUAUCAACAGUCUGGAGUUUGCAGAGAAUAAGGCUAAAUGCAGGCUGACUCUCAUUCGAAGAUCAAUGGGCAAAGGCCACGUACAACGACUGAGCUAUCACACACCUUCACCUCCAGUCAGUCCCCGUUUGCCAUCGGUGUCAGAUGCCGUGAUGGAGGAGAGCGGGGGCGAGGAUGGAGCAGGUCUAGAGCCUGAAGUGUCAGAGCAUCAACAAGCAGUCAUGCAGCAGGAGGAGAGAGUGCUGACCGAACAAAUCGAGAGCCUGCAGAAAGAGAAGGAGGAGCUGACUUUUGAGAUGUUGACCCUGGAGCCACGAGCAUCAGACGAUGAGACCCUGGAGUCAGAGGCAUCAAUUGGCACAGCUGACAGCUCUGAGAACCUUAAUGUGGACUCUGAGGGCGCCACCUCUGAUUUCUCCGAGAGGGGCCCAGCAUUGGCGGCUGCCUGGCCUCGUAAAUCUGAGUGUAAGAGCUCCCGCCGACGUACUGUUCAAAGGCAGCCUGACUCCCUGGACUCAGUUGACUCUUGCUCCACUAUCUCUUCCUUCUCCUCCUCAUCACACUUCCAUCCAUCUCCCUCCUCCUCCUCUGCCACCACUCGCCGCUUUCGUUUCCACUCAAAGUCUCCCUCCUUGGGCUCAGGUUCCACCCAGUCCCAGGCCCAGCAUGCGCCCCACUCACCUCGCUACAACAGCCAAGACAGUAGUCCUACAGCAGAACAAGAAGGGGUAUUUGAGGAAAGGCCCCAGUUUACUAGCCGUGGUACCUUCAAUCCGGAGAAGGGCAAACAGAAACUGAAAGGAGCCAAGCAUUCAACCCUGAGGCACCCCAGAGAAGGUACUGACCACAGUCGGGACCCACCAGAUCUACCCCAGCAGCUGGUAUUGUAUGGCAGCAACGAGUUCAUGGUAUGAGGGACUUUGGGACACCCAAGCAUUCCUUAUCCAACUCCGCUGUAGACAUACCUGCUCUCCUACGGAGAUGUGAGACUGCAGCUGAUAUCCCCUCCGCAAAACACUCCUAAUUAGCCUUUCUUUGUUCCAAGUCUGCAGAAAAUUACCCUCAAGUGCCAUGUACAGUGUUUCCACCUCCAGAGAUGGGAAAGGGGGAGAUGUUUGGCAGAGGGACAAGAAUGAGUGGAAGGGCUCGUCUUCUGCAGACUGAAACCACCACCCAUGCUCUCAAAGUGCCUUGGCAGCUCUCAGCUCAGCGCCAAGGGAGGGACAUGUUGAUUAGGAGGAUGGAGAAAAGGGAAUGUAAGAAUAUGUGGAAGAUCAGCUAGUGCCAGGAAAUGUACUGGAACUGAGAAGAAAAAAGUAGUGUGUAAGACUGCAUAAGAAGAAGUUGAGAUGUGAAGUCAGUGAUGGUGCAGUUUUCAAAAACUUAAAGAGCUAACAAUCAUUAGCUGCUUUAAAAGUUUACAGUUCACAACAAUCAGUGUAAGCAGUGGUUGCUCUAUUAUUACAAUUUCCCCCCUCUCCUAUUUAAUAAAUUUUUAAUGUCACAGAUACUAUAAGUCUAUAUAACUAUAAUAUACAGAUAUAAAUACUGUACAAAGCCGGAACACCAGUAACUGCUGGGUAGUCGAAGUCAAAUAUUUAUCUUUUGAGUAUCUUGAAGAGAGAUGUAUGGAUUUGGGCAGUGGCUGAGUUUGCAAAGUGUGGGUGGUCGUGUGUGUGCAUGUGCUGUGCACCCACACGUGACUGUAUGCGUGAGCAAAACCACUUCAGUUUUAAGUUUGUGCUGCUUUUUUUCCCCCUAUGAGGGAAAUAUUGCCAUCAAAGGGACCAAGUUAGCUGGUGUGUACUCCAGCCAAGGGGAUCCCAGCUUUGUAAAGAAUGUUGGAUGUGUAUAAAAUCCCUGCAUUCACUGCUUAACAGCCAUAUGAAAAUUGUAAUGUACAGGACAAUACAGUAUGUACAGUAUAGUGGACAAAAAUGCCAUUUUCUUGAAAGAUAUUGUUACACCCACCUUAAUUCCCUUUCUGUUUGCUCAACAGCAACCAAAAAAGAAUUUAAAAUUG